Mobula hypostoma (lesser devil ray) is the source of this 3946-nucleotide messenger RNA. RefSeq names its product SEC14-like protein 1. Gene Ontology annotation, molecular function: RIG-I binding. The record is from RefSeq and is a predicted model, not a curated record. The transcript is spliced from 17 exons. Gene Ontology annotation, cellular component: cytoplasm; cytosol. The coding region runs from base 173 to 2338 and encodes 721 amino acids. Gene Ontology annotation, biological process: negative regulation of RIG-I signaling pathway. Lineage: Eukaryota; Metazoa; Chordata; Chondrichthyes; Myliobatiformes; Myliobatidae.
GUGCGCAGGCGCAGACAGCCAGCUGCCCGGUUGCCGUGGAGUCUUGGGGCCGGUGUUCACUGUGAUCCCGGCGACCGCGCUCUUGGCUCGGGAUCGACGGCAAUUUGGCCGGAGUAGCUUGGACACGCCAGGCCAGGCGAGGCGCCGUAGGUGUUUUGAUGCAAGGGAAACGAUGGUACAGAAAUAUCAGUCGCCCGUCAGGGUUUACAAACAUCCUUUUGAACUUGUUAUGACAGCUUAUGAAAGACGAUUCCCAACAUGUCCUCUAAUUCCAAUGUUUGUUGGAAGUGACAUUACCAGUGAGUACAAGAAUGAGGAUGAGGGUGUUCAUAUUUUAGAAAGACGUUGUAAAUUGGAUGUGGAUGCACCAAGACUACUAAAAAAGAUUGCAGGCGUCGAUUACAUCUACUUUAUUCAGAAGAACUCCUUGAACUGGCGGGAGAGAACAUUAAAAAUAGAAGCCCACAAUGAAACCUUUGCAAACCGAGUUGUCAUCAAUGAAUUCUGCUGCUAUACUGUUCACCAAGAAAAUGAGGAUUGGACUUGCUUUGAGCAGUCAGCAAGUCUUGAUAUCAAGUCUUUUUUUGGGUUUGAAAGUACUGUUGAAAAGAUAGCAAUGAAACAAUAUGCCAGCAGUAUAAAAAAGGGGAAAGAAAUUAUUGAGUAUUACCUGAAGCAACUGGAAGAAGAAGGAAUUACUCAUGUACCACGUUGGUCACCAAUGGUCAAAGUUAACACAGAGAAGUCAGUUCCUGCCCAGAAACUGACAUCCUCUCCAGCUGUAGCCAUACCUAGUCGGGGUGAUGCAGUUAGAAAGGAAGAACAUGUUAAUAAGGAUUUGAUUGCUGGUUCCAAUAAUUCACCUGACUCUCUCUCAGGAACUCCAGAUGAUAAAUUGGAUGCUGAUUAUAUCCAGCGUUAUCUGGGUGAUUUGACACCACUACAAGAGAGCUGUCUUAUUAGACUUCGCACUUGGCUUCAAGAAGCACACAAGGGCAAGAUUCCUAAGGAUGAGCACAUUCUGCGGUUUUUGAGAGCACGAGAUUUCAAUAUUGAUAAAGCAAGAGAGCUUCUGUGCCAGUCUUUGACAUGGCGCAAACAGCACAAAGUGGACUAUCUCUUGGAGACUUGGACACCACCUCAAGUGUUGCCUGAUUAUUACACAGGAGGCUGGCAUCACCAUGACAGAGAUGGGAGACCCCUAUAUAUUUUACGACUUGGACAAAUGGAUACCAAAGGUCUUGUCAGAGCACUCGGAGAGGAGGCACUGCUGCGGCAUGUUCUGUCUAUUAAUGAAGAAGGAUUAAGACGAUGUGAAGAAAACACCAAUGUGUUUGGAAGGCCUAUCAGCUCAUGGACAUGCUUGGUGGACUUAGAAGGUUUGAAUAUGAGACAUCUUUGGCGACCUGGUGUUAAAGCAUUGCUAAGAAUCAUUGAAGUUGUUGAAGCUAACUAUCCAGAAACACUUGGUCGAUUAUUAAUCCUCAGGGCGCCCAGAGUUUUUCCAGUACUUUGGACAUUGGUCAGUCCUUUCAUUGAUGACAAUACAAGAAAGAAAUUCCUUAUCUAUGCAGGGAAUGACUACCAAGGGCCUGGAGGGCUACUUGAUUACAUAGACAAAGAAAUAAUCCCUGAUUUUCUUGGAGGCGAAUGUGUGUGUGAGGUUCCGGAAGGAGGUUUAAUCCCCAAAUCUAUGUACAGAACACCAGAAGAGCUUGACAAUGAUGACAUCAGGCUUUUGACUGAAACAAUUUAUCAAUCAGCAAGUAUUUUCAAAGGAUCACCUCAUGAGAUAUCAGUUGAAAUAGUGGACGCAUCUUCUGUGAUAACCUGGGAUUUUGAUGUGUUAAAAGGAGAUAUUGCCUUCAACAUCUAUCAUUCAAAGCGAGCACCCCAGCUACCCAAAAAGGAUACUCUUGGGGCCCAUGGUAUAACAUGCCCUGGAGGAAAUAAUGUGCAACUUAUCGAUAAGUCAUGGCAACUGGGAAUGGAUUAUAGUAUGGUGGAGUCAGCACUUAUAUGUAAGGAAGGAGAGAGUGUACAGGGUUCACAUGUAACAAGAUGGCCUGGUUUUUAUAUACUUCAAUGGAAGUUUCACAACAUGCCUUCUUGCGCUACAACUAACCUACCUCGUGUAGAUGAUGUACUGGCAACGUUACAGGUUUCAUCCCAUAAGUGUAAAGUUAUGUAUUACACUGAAGUUAUAGGAUCAGAUGAUUUCAGGGGAUCCAUGACAAGUCUUGAAUCUAGUCACAGUGGCUUCUCACAGCUCAGUGCUGCUACAACAUCAUCCAGCCAGUCACAUUCCAGCUCUAUGAUCUCCAGCAGCAGACGGUAGAAGGUUUCUGCAGAGAGUCAACCCCUGUAACGCUGCCAGGCCAGACAAUAUCCCAGGCCGAGUACUUGGAGUGUGCACACCAGCUCACUGUCUUCACAGACAUCUUCAGUACUUAACUCAUCCAGGCUGCUGUCCCCACAUGCUUCAAACCAGCCACCGUCAUCACUGUACCAGAGAACUCUACACCUUCAGAACAAAAUGACUGACACCAGUCAACAUGAAGUGGUUUGAAUGGCUGGUGAUGGCACACAUCAAAACUUCCAUUCCUGCCACAUUGGACACUCACAAAACUGAAACAGCCUACAGAGGGGAGAUGGAAGAGCUCAAGGCCUGGUGCCCGGCAAAUAACCUGUUCCUCAAAGUCAACAAGUCAAGGGAGAUGGUUAUCGACUUCAGGAGAUCUUGUACCACUCACACCCCUCUACAUCAGUGGCACAGCAGUGGAAACAGCGGUUUCAGACUCCUGGGAGCACACAUCUCGCACAACCUCUCAUGGUCCCAGAAUACAUCCUACACAAUCAGGAAAGCUCACCUUCACCUCUGAUUCCUAAGGAUGCUGUAGAGAGACGGAUUAUGCACAUCAAUACUCAUGACCUACCGAUGCACAGUAGAGAGUAUUCUAACAUGCUGCAUCAUUGCAUGGUACAGAAACUGCACUGUGACGGGCAUGACGGCUCUACAAAGAGUUGUCAAAACUGCCCAAAACAUCAACUGGCUCAGCUUAUCCACCAUCAAGGACAUAUCUACAGAAAGGUGCCAGGAAAAGGCCAACAGUAUCAUAAAGGAUCCCAUCCAGCCUGCUCAUGGACUGUUUGUCCCACUUCAUCAGGGAGGAGGCUACAUACUGUAGCAUCCAUGCCAGUACCGACAGACUCAAAGACAGUGACAUUCCUCAAGCAGUGAAACUGUUGAACACUUUCACUCAAUAAUCCACUCUACCAUCACUACUUUUUCAUUUCCUGUUGCAAGUCACCUUAUGUACAGACACUCUUACACCUAGCGUUACUUCAUGGACGUACUAUCUAUGUAAAUAAGCUAUCUUAUGUAUUUAUAUUUGUGAAUUUUUAAAAUUGUUCUUUAUCUUACUGUGAUUUUCAAUAUGCUGCAUUGAAUCUGGAGUAACAAUUAUGUUCUCCUUUAUACUUGUGUACUGGAAAUGGCAUUAAACAAUCUUGAAUCUUGAAUGAUUGGGUUAACUAUGUAUAUGAUAAAUAGAACUAAGAUCGUAGAGAUGAGAUGCUGGUGACAAACAAUUUUGAAAUGAGGAAAGUGAAUAGUUUGCUUUGUGUUUAGUUAUCUUUGCAACAUUAUCAAUUGUGGAGCAAUGCUAAGUUUUAGUGUUACAUUUGAUCAACCUUGCAUGGCUGAUUUUCAUUCAAAUGCAAAUUAUUAUGACCCUUCAAUUUGGUCACAUUUGCCCGAGUACAAUAAAUUUACAUCUUAAUCUAUUUAAAGUAUAUUAUCCAUUGCAUCUUCUUAAUUUGAUAGCUAAAAUUACAUUUUGUCAGUGAAAGAUUAAUUUGUUGAAUCAUUAAAUUUAUAAUUAUAUUGCUAUAGACUAAUCUUCUUUAUGUGAAAAUUGCUAUGAAAAUGCAGCAGUGCCUGCAC